Mangifera indica (mango) is the source of this 4260-nucleotide messenger RNA. RefSeq names its product pentatricopeptide repeat-containing protein At4g20740. The transcript has 2 exons. Gene Ontology annotation, molecular function: protein binding. The coding region runs from base 1180 to 3342 and encodes 720 amino acids. The record is from RefSeq and is a predicted model, not a curated record. NCBI's taxonomy places the organism in Eukaryota, Viridiplantae, Streptophyta, Magnoliopsida, Sapindales, Anacardiaceae.
AGAGAACAGAAAAGAUGAGAGAAUUUCUUGUUAAAGGUUCAUAAUUUUUCUUGAGCUUCAGAGCAUCCAGAAGAGCAUUCAGCUUAUUCAGAAAUAGAGGGCAACAACAACACAUAGCUAUUGGAGGAGCCUUCAGAAGACAGCCUAUCAAAGUCUACAGGAGUGAGAAGCCAUCCACUACGGAUCAGCAAAUUUGAACAGUUCAGAGAAAGCAAUAACACACAUCCAAGCUGGUUAGAGCAUCCAGAAGAGCAUUCAGAUUAUUCAGAAAUAGAGGGCAACAACAACACAUAGCUAUUGGAGGAGCCUUCAGAAGAAUAGAUCAUCAGGACUAAACCAAUCACAAUUCAGAAGACAGCCUAUCAAAGUCUACAGGAGUGAGAAGCCAUCCAUUACGGAUUAGCAAAUUUGAACAGUUCAGAGAAAGCAAUAACACACAUCCAAAUUAGAGCUUCAGAGCAUCCAGAAGGGCAUUCAGAGGAAUCUGCAAAAGAGUAAACCAGAAAGCAACAGCACAAUCAACAGAGGAAUAUGCAAAAGAGCAAACCAUUCGAAAGACUCAUAACAGAGGAGGUUCAGUUUAAGGGGGCAUGUUGGUAUAUGUAAACAAAAUGAAAUGAUGGGCCAGAUUGCAGUGCUAUAAAGCUGAAAGGACAAUGCUACACUUCAAGAUAACUAUGAGGGCCUUUCUGUAAUUGUCCCUCAAACAUAUAAAAAUGCACAAUGACUGUAAACAAUUAGGGUUUUCGUUUAUUCUUUCAGUAUGAAAUACACAGCAGCCUUCUAGAAUCCUCUCCUCUCUUUCUAUGAUUUUUCUGCUACUCUAGGGUUUUAUCUUUAUACUUGAUCUAUAUUUGUUGAUUUCCUGUUAGUCUUUGUUGAUUUCCUGUUAGUCUAGGGUUUUAUCCACAAAAACGAAAACUGCAUCUAGGUUUUUUCUGUCGCAGAAAAGAGCAUAGAACUGCUUCUGUUUGGUUGGAAUUGGAGAUUUAAAAAUAAAAGAUAGAGAUUCUUAAGAAUGAAAUAUAAUUUUGUGAUUCUAUUUUAUUACUGAAAUUAAAAGAAAAAAAAGGCAUAUUCGUCCAUGAGGUUUGCGAGAACGCUCAUCUCACAGUGUCACUGACUUUACUGAGAUAAGCAAGUUGAUUUUUUGAAACAACGAGGCCUUCACUGCUGAAAAUGCCACCUCAACCGCCACUACCGCCAUUGAAACCCUACUUCUUCUACGGUCACCGAAAGCCCUCCCAAAACCGACCCACCGUAUACGGUGGCCUGUUUUCCAAUCUUCAAUCGCUCAAAAACCCAGAUCCCACACCCCACCUCCAGUCACAGCCCUUUGACAUCCAAAAAUGGGACCCACAUUACCUCCCCUCUCAAACUCGUACUCGAUCACCACCGUCCAUCACACCUCUUUCCAUCUCUCAACGCCUCUCCCCGAUCGCCCGCUUCAUCAUUGACUCUUUCCGUAAGAACCAAUACCGCUGGGGCCCAGAAGUCUUGACCCAGCUGCAAAAACUCCGGCGGGUAACUCCAGACCUCGUGGCCGAGGUACUAAAGGUGGAAAAUAACCCUGUACUGGCCUCAAAGUUCUUCCACUGGGCGGGGAAACAGAAGGGUUAUAGACAUACUUUCUCAUCUUACAACGCGUUGGCUUAUUGCUUGCACCGCAACAAGUUAUUUCGCGCCGCGGAUCAAGUCCCAGAAUUGAUGGAGGCUCAAGGUAAGCCGCCCACAGAAAAGCAGUUUGAGAUUUUGAUAAGAAUGCAUAGUGAUUGUAAUAGAGGGAAUAGGGUAUAUUAUGUGUAUCAAAAAAUGAAGAAAUUUGGAGUUGUGCCGAGAGUGUUUUUGUAUAAUAAAAUUAUGGAUGUAUUAGUUAGAACGAAUUGUUUAGACUUGGCCUUAUCCGUGUAUGAGGAUUUUAAAGGACAUGGAUUGAUUGAGGAGAGUGUGACUUACAUGAUUUUGAUUAAGGGUUUGUGCAAGGCAGGGAGAGUUAGCGAGAUGUUUGAGAUUUUGGAGAAGAUGAGGGGGAAUUUGUGUAAACCGGAUGUUUUUGCUUACACAGCAAUGCUUAGGGUUUUGGUUUGGGAGGGGAAUCUGGAUGCAUGUUGGCGGGUGUGGGAGGAAAUGAGAAAAGAUUUGGUUGAGCCGGAUGUUAUGGCAUAUGUGACGUUGAUCAUGGGUUUCUGUAAAGGGGGCAGAGUUGAGAGAGGGUAUGAAUUGUUCAGGGAAAUGAAGGAGAAGGGGGUUUUGAUUGACAGGGCGAUUUAUGGAGUUUUGGUUGAUGGGUUUGUGGGAGAGGGGAAGGUUGGGAAGGCAUGUGAUUUAUUGAAGGAUUUGGUAGAUUCAGGGUACAGGGCAGAUUUGGGAAUUUAUAAUUCAAUCAUUGGAGGAUUGUGUAGCAUUAAGCGAGUUGAUAAGGCUUAUAAGCUAUUUGAAAUUACAGUUCAAGAGGGCAUUGAGCCGGACUUUUCGACUGUGAAUCCUCUGUUGGUUUGUUAUGCAGAAAUGAGGAGGAUGGAUGAUUUCUGUAAGUUGCUUAUGCAAAUGGAGAAAUUGAGAUUUUGUGUGGUUGAUGAUCUUGAGAAGUUUUUUGAGCUUAUGGUUGGGAAGGAGGAAAAAAUAAACGUGGCCUUGGAAGUGUUUGAAGAAUUAAAAGGGAAAGGCUAUGGUAGUGUUUCAAUUUACAAUAUACUUAUGGGGACUCUCCACAAGGUUGGGGAGGUGAAAAAAGCAUUAUCACUCUUUGAUGAAAUGAAAGAUCUAAAUCUUGAACUAAAUCCAUCAACUUAUAGUAUUGCGAUUCAGUGUUUUGUUGAUAGUGGAGAUGUCCAGGAGGCUUGCACAUGUCAUAAUAAAAUAGUUGAGAUGUCUCAUGUUCCUUCUGUUGAUGCAUAUUCUUCCUUGGCCAGAGGGCUCUGCAAAAUUGGAGAAAUCGAUGUAGCUAUGAUGCUAGUUCACGAUUGUUUAGGCAAUGUUACGACUGGGCCCAUGGAAUUUAAGUACACACUUACCAUUAUUCAUAUGUGUAGGUCAAGGGAUGCUGAGAAGGUGAUUGAAGUGCUAAAUGAGAUGAUGGAGGAAGGUUGUGCCCUCGAUGCUGUUAUAUGUUCUGCUAUAAUCUAUGGCAUGUGCAAAUAUGGAACAUUGGAAGAGGCAAGGAAAGUUUUCACCCAUUUGAGUGAGCGUAAACUUCUUACAGAAGCCAAUACAAUUGUGUAUGAUGAAAUACUAAUUGAACAUAUGAAGAAGAAGACAGCAGACUUGGUCCUAUUAGGGUUGAAGUUUUUUGGUCUUGAAUCGAAGUUGAAAGCAAAGGGUAGUAGGUUGCUCUCAAGUUGAAAUCAUGAAACCAAAUUCACAUUUGGAUAUUUCUGUGUUUUGAUUUCCUGCUAACCUUAGCUAUAAAAAUAUAACAUAUCUGUGACGCUAUAUUUCAUUUGUGAUGGAUAUAUUAGUUGAUGUCUUUUAUAUUUUCUGCCAACAUCUAUGGAAUGUGCAAGAACACAAUAUGGGACCAGUCAAGAAGAGUUGUUACAAAUUUGAGAGUGCUGACAUUGAAAGGUUGUCAAUACAAUUGUAUACAAUGAACAUUAGUUGAAUGUAUAAAUAAGAAGAGAGAGUUGUUGAUGCAAUCAGGAUUGAAGCUUUUCUCAGUGGAAUCCAGGGGCAGAAUUCUGCUGUCAAGCUUAAAUUAGAAGCCAGGGUUGUGUUGGAGGCCCCUUGUCAACGAAUUUAUUAUUUACUGGUCUUGAUUGAUUGAUGAACAUGCACAGAAGACAAAUGUACACAAUGACACCUGGCACCACGUCCUUCAGACUGGCGAGUCUUGGAUAGUGUUGUGCUUACAACUUUUCAGGUCUCCCUGCGUACAGCCGUAAUCUAUUUUUAGUAAUGAAAGUGUUCACUUAAAGCUUUAGUUAUUCUGGAAUGCAGGUCUUAAACAACAUGAUUGUUCUUGCUGGCAAAUGAGUUCAAUUGGAGCACGUUUUGGAGCUAAAUCGUCCGAGUGAUUUUUGCUGCUGUAUUUUUUUUUUUUUUAAAUUAAAUUCUGGAGAUAUGGAAAGCUUGCUCAGUGUUGAAAAAGAGCCAAUAGAGCAAGCCUGGAUUGCUUUUGGUCUGGUCGCCUCUAGACUAUUGAGUUUGGUAUCCAUGCAGUACAACUAUAAUUUUAUUAUUUUGAAGGAAAUAAUUCUUGAAUAUGUAAAUAAACUAAGUAAAGUUGGAAUUAAUUAAUAUAUACAUACAGCCUUCUGACUU